Molecule: messenger RNA, 3156 nt
Organism: Entelurus aequoreus (snake pipefish)
Lineage: Eukaryota; Metazoa; Chordata; Actinopteri; Syngnathiformes; Syngnathidae
Gene: prss23
Product: serine protease 23
Exons: 2
Coding region: 287-1360 (357 amino acids)
Biological process (GO): proteolysis
Molecular function (GO): serine-type endopeptidase activity
Source: RefSeq, a predicted model, not a curated record
AGGCAGGCAGCAGUAGCCCGGGACUGUGGCAGGUUCCUUCCAGAGAGACGCUCAUUGAUGAGAGGAGACUCCUCAUGUCGCGGAGCGUCUUUUCCACACUCCGCGUCCCAAAGCGUGCGUGGGACUAACUUUUCUCCCCUCGGAAAGGAACUUCACCUCCUUCUUGGCUGCCUUUUUUUCUCCCCGCAGGCAUGUGAGAGGAGCCACACCUGGGACUUUCAUCCUGGUGUUUGAGUCAUGGACGCCAUGAAGACGGACGGCAGUGCGUGAUCGAGCAGACGGCACAAUGAACUCCCUCCUGACCCCGCUGCUCCUCCUGCCCUUGGUCCUGUCGUCCUCCCUGCCGCGUCCUCCGGUCCCGCACGUCCCCACGUUGCUCCCCCACCGGCCGACGCCUCUGGGCCGCUCCCGCUUCAGCGCCCGCGCUCGCCUGGACUUGACCACCCGCUGCAACGCCAGCUGCUUCCACGACGGGCGGCGGGCGGCGGACCAGCUGGACUUCGAGACGCUCUAUUGGGACGGCUCGCGUACGCUCACCGCCGUGGACGUGAGGGGCGAGGGUGAGGGCGAGGACCACGCCAGGCCCCGGCGCAGGCGAGUGAGGCGUCAGAUCUACGGCGCCGACGGCCGCUUCAACAUCCAAGGAGACAACUUCCUCUUGGAUUACCCUUUCUCCGCAGCCGUGCGGAUCUCCACCGGCUGCACCGGCGUCCUGGUGUCGCGCUGGCACGUCCUGACCGCCGCCCACUGCGUGCACGACGGCAAGGAUUACGUCAAAGGGGCGCGCAAGCUCCGAGUGGGCUUCCUCAUCCCGCCGUCCAUCAACGGCACCCGAGCGGACCCCGCGUUAAAGAAGAAGCCUCUGGUGCGUUGGGUGCGGGUGAGGCGCACUCGUGUGCCCAAAGGUUGGAUUCAGGGCCCUCAGGACGUCAGCAUGGACUUUGACUACGCCCUGCUGGAGCUGCGCUCGCCCCACCGCCGACCCUUCAUGCGCCUGGCGGUGGCGCCCUCCUUGGACGACCUGGCGGGCCGACGCAUCCACUUCUCGGGCUUUGACAGCGACAGGCCGGGGGAACUGGUCUACAGGUUCUGCCCCGUGGAGCAGGAGUCCAGUGACUUGAUCUACCAGCACUGCGACGCCAGGCCCGGAGCCAGCGGCUCGGGGGUGUACGGGCGGGUGUGGGACAACUCUUUGGAGCGCUGGGAGAGAAAGGUCAUCGGGAUCUUCUCGGGUCACCAGUGGCUGGAGAUCGACGGCGAGAACAAGGACUACAACGUGGCCGUGCGCAUCACGCCGCUCAAGUUCGCUCAGAUCUGCUACUGGGUGCACGGCAACCGUCUGGAUUGCUCCCAAGACUGAAGACCACCGACAUGUUUUUAGUUGUGCCUUUUCAGCCGUUAACCCUUGUGCAACCGGCAGAUCGAUAACUCAGCAAUUUUUUUUGUUUUCACUUUCGCCGCUUCUAUGAGUUUUUAGCAACUUCAGAUCUAUUGAUACAGUUUUUACAAUUUUUAUGGUUUUUGUGCAAUCUUAAUUAAACCUCUAAAGACUUAGUGGCCUCCUGCGUGGACAGCACCUUUUAGCUCUUAGUUCCAAAAUUGUGUAUACUACUGAAUUGGGGUCCUAUGGCCGCUUAUGUGGACGCUUAUACUGCCAUCUGGUGGUGUCAGAAGAGUAUAACAUACAAUAGAAUUUGGAAAAAAAAAAAGUGUAAAAAUAACAAAGCAUGUCACUAAACAUGAAGUACACGUUUGUGUACUGAUGGACUAAGUACAUCAUAUCAAAAGAUGAUUCUUAGUUUUUAUUCUAAUUAGGGUCCAAUAAGCCCAAAUAGCAAGAGAAAUUUUUAAAAAAGCAUGUAAACAAACAACUUGGGCCUUAAGAGGUAAGCAGCAACUUUUUAUUUUUUACUUUCAACACUUGAAAGUUUCUAACAACAAUCUUAUCUAUUUAUUUUUUUUAUAUAACAGAAAAAUGCAAAAUAUGCACUAUUUGAGGUCAAUAACGUUGAUUUUCUUACGGUAUAGACAAAAAAAACAUCGUUUCAGCGGUUUGAUGGCGUUAUUCAGUUACGCUCCUGGUUCUCUGGCACCAUCUGGUGCUUAAGAGGCGCAAUUACAUCACAGCAAUAUUUUCUUGUUUUUCACUUGGCAAGAUUCGGCGGUUUUGAGGGGGAAAUCCUAAUUAAAUACCCGGAUUAGGGUCUGCUAAGUUAUAAUGGGAGUCAGAAAGUGUGUAUACUUUUGUUUAAAUCCUAUUCUAUAAUGUAAAAAUGCAAAAUAUGCACUAUUUGAGGUCAAUAACGUUGAUUUUCUUACGGUAUAGACAAAAAAAACAUCGUUUCAGCGGUUUGAUGGCAUUAUUCAGUUACGCUCCUGGUUCUCUGGCACCAUCUGAUGGUUAAGAGGCGCAAUUACAUCACAGCAAUAUUUUCUUGUUUCAAGAUUCGGCGGUUUUAAGGGGGAAAAUCCUAAUUAAAUACCCGGAUUAGGGUCUGCUAAGUUAUAGUGGGAGUCAGAAAGUGUGUAUACUUUUGUUUAAAGCCUAUUCUAUAAUGUAAAAAUGCAAAAUAUGCACUACUUGAGGUCAAUAACGUUGAUUUUGUUACGGUAUAGACAAAAAAAAAAACAUCGUUUCGGCGGUUUGAUGGCAUUAUUCAGUUACGCUCCUGGUUCUCUGGCACCAUCUGGUGGUUCAGAGGCGCAAUUACAUCACAGCAAUAUUUUCUUGUUUCAAGAUUCGGCGGUUUUAAGGGGGAAAAUCCUAAUUAAAUACCUGGAUUAGGGUCUGCUAAUUUAUCAUGGGAGUCAGAAAGUUUGUAUACUUUAGUUUAACUCCUAUUCUAUUAUCGUCACAAUCAAAAACACGAUGCAGGUUUAAAAUACCACAAUCAUAUCAUAGGAACACAUGUAAUGCUCGUUUUGGGCACUAGGGGUGCACAAGGGUUAAAUCACCGUAUGACAUUUUCUGUUUUUCCCACCGAGGAACAGGUGACCUUGCUUUACUUUUCCAAAAGAGGCUUUACUAAUAUAACAUGUUUUUGCUAGAAAGGUUUAAGGUUAUGCUGGUGUCAGUAUGAGAGUUUAGAGAAUGUUAAAAGUUUAUUUUCGAUAAAUGUGUUGUUAUAUUUUAAUAAAGAGAUCUAUGACAGUGUU